AUGACGAAAACAGUCGUCGUUCUCGGCGCCGGUAUGGCCGGCCUUCCCAUCUCCCAUUAUCUCCUAUCACACACCACUACCAGCGUCCCUGAUCUGCGGGUUAUCUUGGUUAACCCGAGUGACGAGUUCUACUGGAAUUUGGCCUCGGUGCGCGCGGUGGUCCCAGGCCAGCUCUCCGAGGAUAAGUAUCUGUGGUCCAUACCGAAGCUCUUCGCCAAGUACCCAUCAGAUAAGUUUGAGUUUCUCGCUGGCAAGGCUGAGACCCUGUCUCCCGACUCCAACUCGGUCGUGGUGGCUCUCAACGACGGGUCCAAGCGCUCCAUUGACUACCACACCGUCAUCAUCGCCACGGGGUCAGAUUCGAAGGAUGGGAUGCCCUGGAAGACCGUUGGCACAAGUCAACAGACCCGUGCUGCGCUCGCCAAACUGCAACAGGGAAUCAAGGACGCCAAAUCCAUUGUCGUGGGUGGCGCUGGCACGACCGGUGUUGAGUUUGCCGGAGAGUUGGGCACCGUGUACGCCAAAGCGGGCACCAAGGCCGUGACUAUCAUCUCGGCGGAUACUCUACCGCUCGAGUCGCGCGUCAUGGAGUCCACCAGGUCAACGGCUAAGAGCGAGCUAGAGAGGCUGAAUGUCAACUUCAUCGCCGGAGCCAAGAUCACGAACGUUACGGAAGCCGGCGGGCAGCAGGUGCUCGAGCUGACCAAGAAGGAUGGCAGCAAGACGGCACUCAAGACGGACCUAUUCGUCCCAACCUUUGGAAUGGUUCUUAAUACCCAGUUUGCGCCGCGCGACAUGCUCGAUGCCCAGGGACAGCUGCAGCAGGACAAGUACCUCCGCGCCCCAAAGUACAAGAACGUCUUUGUGCUAGGCGAUGCCGGCAAUCUGGAGGCAAAGCAGGCCGCCAUGCUCGAGAACCAGAUCCGCCACCUAGCGAAGCAGUUCGACUCAUACUUCAAGUCCGGGCAGGUCGAGGAGUACAAGUUCGAUCCUAGCAAGGUAAUGCUUGGUAUCUCGAUCGGGUCCGGGCGAGGCACUGGACAGGUAGGCACAUGGAAACCCUUCAGUUUGAUCAUGUGGUUCAUGAAGUCGCGGCAUCUUGGCACAGACAAGGCCAUGGAUAUCGCCGCUGGGUUAAGGACUUUUGGAGGGAAAUGGUGA
Molecule: messenger RNA, 1161 nt
Organism: Neoarthrinium moseri
Lineage: Eukaryota; Fungi; Ascomycota; Sordariomycetes; Amphisphaeriales; Apiosporaceae
Exons: 1
Coding region: 1-1161 (386 amino acids)
Cellular component (GO): cytoplasm
Molecular function (GO): flavin adenine dinucleotide binding; electron-transferring-flavoprotein dehydrogenase activity
Source: RefSeq, a predicted model, not a curated record